Molecule: messenger RNA, 6642 nt
Organism: Chiloscyllium plagiosum (whitespotted bambooshark)
Lineage: Eukaryota; Metazoa; Chordata; Chondrichthyes; Orectolobiformes; Hemiscylliidae
Source: RefSeq, a predicted model, not a curated record
AUCCCCUGCCCUGGGGAAAAGACCUUAACUAUUCAGCCUACCAUGACUCACAUGAUUAUCUAAACUUCGGUAAGGUCACCCCUCAGCCUCCAAAACUCGAGGGAAAAUAGCCCCAGCUUAUCGAGCCUCUCCCUAUAGCUUUAUGACUUACAAGGACAAAGUCAGUGCAUGUCCGGGAAACACUACUGCCUUCAAAUUUCUUUCCAAAUCACAGACCAUCUGAGAUGGAACCAUGUCACUGUCCCUUCGAACAUCUGAUCAAAAUCCCAGAGGUCUCUCCAUAACAACACCCUGUUGGAGUGUAUGUAUACCUUAGGGACUGUAACAGCCCACAUCACAUGAGCGAUUUAAAACAAAAACUGGUCCUUUUAUUUUUGCAGUUUUUUUGUCUUUUUAAUUUCAGAUUUCCAGUAUUCUCCUUUGCAAAUGCACUGAUAACGUGCAGAAAAGGAGUUCUUAUUCUCUCUGCUUCUCAACGUCCCCUGUUGUAGAUCUCGCAAUGGGAGGAGCUGAGAGGCUGGCAGUCGGGAAUGGCAGAGUUCAAGCUCAGAGCAACAUUGUGCUGCAGAGGAGGAGAGAGUUCACCAGCAGGCUCUGUCUGUUUGGAGCACUACCCCUAUGCGCGUAGCCCCAGAAGGAAACAUGGAACCCGGAGCCCUUGAUCAAGGUUUGUUCAGGGGGAGCGAACAAUGUCGACAUUAUCAGCCGACAUCAAGGCCAACUUCCUGCUGUUCUCCAAGAUAUUCUCAAACCAGACUGAAUAAAACAUUGGACACGGACAGUGGAAUUUUAAGUUCCUGCAGUAGCAGAUCUAGUUCUGAAAUUUACAGUAUGGGCAAAGGGACAUCUUCCAGUGCCAUUGGUGAGAAUAACUGUGCUACAGAUCAGUACGGAAUUCAGUUGGAGAGGGAUCUGCAGUUAAAUUUAUUGGAGUCUGAAAGUAGGAGAUGUGCUCUUUCUGACAGUCUUAAAACAGCUUGCUGUGCCUUAAAAGAACAGCGUGAACAAAUGAGCAAGAAAAAUAUGGAAGUGAUCAAUCACAGCGCUAUAAUUGACAAGAUGAUCUUAAAACAAAAGCUUUUAGAAACUAAGGUGAAACUACUUCAUGAGAAGGAGGGGACACAGAAGGGAGUCAAACUGGAUGAAGCUGAAAGAGAGAGAGAAUUCCAGGACCGGAUCUGGUGCUUAGAAGAGGAAAUUGAAAAUAUAAAUCUCAAACUGGAACAAAUGGCUCUGAAGAAAAGAACUACUUUGUCUCCGAUUUCCUGCUACCUGGGGGAUGGAAGAAAUGAGGCUAAAGAACAGCCACCAAACUACCUGCACACCCUGAAUGGCUCAUUGGCUUGGUAUCGAGACAGAGACUGGAAUCUCAAGGAAAAGAAUGGUGGAGUAAAUCUGGACAAUGUCAUCGGUGAAGGAGAUCUCCAAGAGAUCCCAUCUUGCCUUGUCAGUGCUGAAACAGGAAGAGCAUCAAUCGAAAACCAAAUGGCAGACCUCCACUCUGAACUAUUCCAAACUAAAUGUGAGAGCUAUGGACUGAAAAAGCAAUACCUCAAGUCUGAAUCACAGCUAACUGCUAAUAGAAAUAUAAACGAAAGCCUUUUGUUGGAAGUAACAAGAUUGAAACAAAGCUUGCAGGCUUCAGAACAGCAGAUGCUGAAACUGCAGAGUGAAAAGGAAAUUUUAACUUCACGUCUGAAGACCUUAGAAUGUGAACGGCAACAGAUAUUCAAUCAAAAAGAACUUUUGCUGAAAACAUUGAAAAAAUUGAAAUGUCACAAGCAUGAAGAUUCUUUGUUACAAAUUAAUUCUGAUGACAGCAUUUCAAUCUAUAGGACACCAUCAAUAAACCUUCAGGAAUGCCCCUCAAAAUUAUGUGCACAGUGUGAAUGCCUUUCAAAGGAGCCGGAGUUAGCCAAGGAUGAGGACAAACUGUCUGUUCACCAGGAGCAAAUGGAACAUGGUGGGGAGUGUCUGACUGAUGGCAGCAACUCUGUGAUGGCUCCAGGAACAGAAUUACUGAGCACAGAGACAGAAGAAAUAGGCCUGCAAUCAAAGAAGAUCAUCCCAAAGAUCAAUCAAGCUACGCAAGAAAAUACAAGACUAUGGACAGAGUCAAAGGAUUCUGAUGAAGGAUUACAACAGCAAAAUGCAGAUCUGACAAAAACCCAUGGUAACAUAAACUUGCAAUUUGAAAAAUUAUUGGAGAAAAUAGAAGGUUUUGUGAAGCUUAGUCUAAAGCUGGAGAUUGAAAGAAAUCAGACAGUUUGCAAACUGAGAAUGCAGACAACAGAAAUAAAGAACCUUGAGGUGUCAAGUGUAUGCAACAGAAAAUUACUGCUACAUCUUCUGAGCAAGAACAUUCAUCUCAGGCAUGACAACCAGUUAAAGGCCAACCAGCUCACAGUCCUGAUUAUUGGACUGCACCAUCUGAGGAACGCAUAUCAAGCACUCUCUCAAAAUGUGGACCAUCCUGAGGGCAACUCAUCAGCUGAUUGGAUAAACAGGCUACAAUUAAUUAAGGACAUUAUUGAAAAGUUUAAAAUCCAGCAGAAGAAGCUAAAGCUUUUGGAAGAGGAAAACGAGCUGUUGGCACAAAAAUCCAGCUGUGAAUCAUUGCGGAACAUGGAAGCAAAAGUAACUGCAUUACAGAAGGACAUUCUAAAGUUGACAGCUUUAGAUACGCAGACAAGACUGCAGCAGGAUCACCACAAAAUUCUUUUGACAGAUGAAGCAGCCUUGGGCUUGCAUUCGAAAACAAUGGGAAGGCUCCCUGGUUGUGAGAAACAGGCAACAUUACAGAAACAGGGAGAACAAGCAGAAACUGAAGACGACCUGAGAAGGCUUUAUCCAUUUGCUGCAAAGACAAUGGCUAUUGAAGAUGUGUAAUAAGCUAUCCAUCAGAUGCUACCUUUGCCAAUACUUUACCUUAAUUGCUAUCUCAAGGAAUUAUGCAGAGUCCAUAUAUUUUUCAAACUCAACAUUAUAUUGUGAACACUAAGGAGGAAUUGGUUAGUACACUGCCAUUUCUCUUUAGAAAUUUGGGUUAAUCCAGGACACAACAAAAGUUUACAGUCAGCUGAGUGUGAAAAGCAUUUGCUUAAAAUCAGUUAAAAUAGUCUUAAUUAGUGGGUAAAAAUCACAACCCAAAACCAAAGGAACUCUGCUCACAUUGAAUAAUCAUAUUUAGGUAAAGCUAUAGAAAUAUGACAGGGCCAAAUAGGGUCACUCUUGUAAAGUAGACUUCAAGACCUGUUGUUAACUGGAGGGCAUUUAUAACUGUCCUGGAAUAUCUAAUGCUAAUUGCAUUCAUCUUGCCUAUUGAGUAAGCUGACCAAAACAGAAUCAUCGUUCCUAACGACCAUGACUCCACAGCUAAAUGUCAAGCCAUUGUUUCCAAGACUGUCACCAAUGAUCUUACCUCUUCCAAAGAUCUUCCUCCAUGGCUUUCAACCUCACAGUCCCUCAACACCAAAUGGCUCACUUCUACCUCCUUCCCAACAUCUAUAAUAUCCACAAACAAGAUGCCCUGGUAAGCCUCUUGUUUCAAAGAACUGAUUUGUUCCUAUCUCAACUCUAGAUUAUUUCCCUUUGUCCACUAUCUGCCUCUUUACAUUUGUGACUCCUCCGACACCCUCUGUUACAUUAAGUUUUCAGUUCCUGGCCCAGUCAUUUAAUGUGCAACAUAAAUGUCCAAUUCCACUACAGCCCCAGACCUUAAAUGAAGACCCAAGCGGCCCUCAACAUCUCCCUAUUACCCUACCCUUUCCCUGGCUUAAGCUGCCUUCCCAUUGAACAAUGUCUUCUUUGACUGUACACACCUGCUUCAAAAUUACUUGUGUAUCUCCAGAAAGCACAUGGGCCCUAGACAUACCUGAAUUUCCUUGGUUUGUGUGGAACAAUUGUUGUUCUAGUCCUACUCAGGCGAAGAAGGGAGAUAAACAACAGGGCUAUCAGACUCGAAGAGAUUGUAGAGAUAACAAUGGGCCAUGCCAUGGAGAGAUUUGACAAUAAAGUUUAAAAUUUUAAAAUAUGGGAGCUGGUGUAGGUCAGCAGGGGCAGGUGUGACGGGAGAAUGGGACAUCGCAUGAGUUCAGACACAAGCAUUAGAGUUUUGGAUGGCAUUGGGUUUGUGGAGAAUGAGAGAGGCUAGUGAAGAAUAAUGGGAGUUGUCAAGUCUAGUGGUUUAAAAAAAAGCGAUGAUAAAAUUUUCAACAGCAGGGGCAGAGUUGACCAGUGUUAUGGAGGUGGAAAUAGAUCAUUAUCGUGGUGGUGCAGAUACGUGUUUGGAAAUUUACCUCAGGGUCAAAAAUGUCACACAGGCUCCAAACAGUCUGGUGUACCUUGAUACAAUGAAUUAGUGAAUAGUCAAAAGUAUUUUGGAUGGAUAGUAAGUGAAUGAUAAGGGAUUAUCAACGUCAAAUUGUCAUAAGAGGAGAGAAUAAAAUAAGUUUCUUUACAGAGAUAAAAAUUGAAUGGAAUGUUUAAUCACAAGGAAUGGUUCAGACAGACUCCAUUUUGCAAUUUUGAAAGAACAAUUGGUUGGAUAUUUGAUUAUGGAAUGGCAAUGCUUUUGGAUUGCUACAGUAAAGGGCCAUUGCAGACAUGAUGGAUCAAGUUGCUAACAAUGUUCUGUGAUUCACAGGUAAGGCAGCCUAGGGUUUGUGAUGUAAAAAUUGGGAAGACCCCAGUCUGUGGGAAAAUGGACAACAUUAGAGGAAAAUAUGGGGGAAAAAAAACUGCAAAAGCUGCCAUGAAGUUGAAAAGGUUUUAUCAAUCUCGUGUUGUCAGAAUGAUGAUUGGAGUCAAACAGUCAUCAAUAAGAUGCAACAUUUGCCAAUACUGCUAUGUCAGCAUGGUGGGUCAAUGGUUAGCACUGUUACCUCACAAUGCCAGGGACAUGGGAUCAAGUCAGCAUAGUGUGACUGUCUGUGUGGAGUUUGCACAUUCUCCGCGUGUCUGUGUGGGUUUCCUCCCACAGUCCAAAGAUGUGCUGUUUAGGUUGUGUUAAACUGUCCAUGGUUUCCAUGGAUGUGCAGGCUAGUUGUAUUAGCCAUGGGGUUAUGGGGAUAGGGUUGGGGUUGAGUUUGGGUGGGAUUCUUUCUGGAGGAUUGGUGUGGACUCGAUGGGCUGAAUGGCCUCUUUCCACACUAUGGAGAUUCCAUGACUUUUCCAUCUCAGAUUUGAGGAGAAAGUGAGGUCUGCAGAUGCUGGAGAUCAGAGCUGAAAAUGUGUUGCUGGAAAAGCGCAGCAGGUCAGGCAGCAUCCAGGGAACAGGAGAAUCGACGUUUUGGGCAUAAGCCCUUCUUCAGGAAUCUCAGAUUUGAACUGAGUGAUUUGAGGAAUCUUAAUCUUCCUCCCCUUCACCCAGCGUUAUGGAGGUCCAUUAUCAGAACUAUAUUACUAUCCUGCAAAGAUGAACUAACAUAGCCUAACUGAUGAUGGAAAAUGAGACUUUACCCAUCCGUUAUUUACCGGGCAAUGAUAUUGAUGUAUGCAGAACAUUCAAAGUGAAUAGAAAGAUACAUAAGUGAUAAUGACUAAGAAAGCUCUUUCUACUAUUUAAAAAUGCACAUUAAACUCAGUGCCAGUGACUUGGGUAUACAAAGGCAGUGAAGACAUUCUUGGAUCUCCUUUGGGAUUGCCAUAGAGAUGGUCAAUUUUAUAAAGCUGCAACCAACUGAUUCAGUUCCGUUCUCUGCAUGAGAGCGCUUAAUGCUCAAAUACAAUGUUUGUGAGCAUUUUGUAUAUUCAAGCUUCAAAUUGCAAAUUUUUGUCGCAUCUCAGUCCACUCAUGACUUUACCAUUAUUGUAAGUAUCACUUGAAGGAGUCUAGCAACACUCAGUAUCAGGAGGAGAGGGAAGAAAGGCAAUGUAGCCAUUGUUACAAUGUGCUUUCCCGCUGCUAUCCAAACACAGAAACCAGAAACCCUCCAGGCUUGAAAAUGUUCUUGAAGCCUUCUUAAAGAGUGUAAUUUUCCCAAUGGCAAAUCCUUCUCUAUAAUUAUUCAAUUUGAGUGGGCUGGGUACUGGUUCAAAGGACCACACACAUUUGUUCAGGAUCAUGUGACAGGAGGCUUAGGAAUGCCUGUUACCCUUUCAGAAACGGAAUGUCCCAGAGUAGGGCAGAGGAGGUAAAUUGACCAUGCAGGUCACUUCUCCCAAUUCCGUUUUCUUGCAUUUGAAACGAAACAUUCCUCACCCAUGUUAGAGUUCAAUGUAAGGCUAACAGCCAGCAAUACUUGAAGGUGGGUGUGAGAAGGAGAUGGGUGCAAUUUAACACUGGAUAUGGAGUGUCUUGUGACCUACUUCAAACAUGCACUUGGUGCAGUUCAGCAUUCAUCAGUGCAACAAAGUGUGUAUAAAUGUUCAUUAAGAUUUGGGAAAUACUUAAUUUCAGGGCUACCCCUGGAACUGGAAGGAUUGAGCAAUGAUCCAGACACAAUGCGUCCAUUAUGCUGCAACAUGAAAAGUAUUAUGCUGUUUCUACACUUUAUUCCACUUGCCACGCCUUGGGAAGCUUGGAAGUAUUUUGUUAAUUUGACUUAAGUCCAGCAUUUUGUUUUUCACUAUAUCCUUGUGAUCAUGUUUCUACGGUGUACAUUGUUUUGCAAAAGUAAAUAAAAGAGAAUUUGAAUAAAA